This is a messenger RNA of Fulvia fulva, 6915 nucleotides long. RefSeq lists its product as uncharacterized. The transcript is spliced from 2 exons. The record is from RefSeq and is a predicted model, not a curated record. Lineage: Eukaryota; Fungi; Ascomycota; Dothideomycetes; Mycosphaerellales; Mycosphaerellaceae. Bases 1 to 6915 code for a protein of 2304 amino acids.
AUGUCGGCCAGGGAGAGGGAAGUCUCUCGCGACCGCGAAGGCCGAGGUCACCACCACUCACAUUCCUUCUCCGAGUCGGGCAGUGGCCGCUUCAGCCAUGUCCCCAUGUGGGACAGUUCCGACCCGGAUCGCGCGCCUCCGCCACUACCACUCGCGCCUGGUCAAGGAAGUCCGACUACGAAAGCAAACACAUCCGCAGGUAUUGCCGCGGCUGCCAAGCAGAUAGUAGAACGAGCCCGCGAGAGUGCGCCCAUCUCCGCAUACACAUCGAAUCGAUCGAACGAUUCGCAAGCUCUGCCGGAGCGAUCGCUGGUCAAGGGCGCCCACCACAAGCGGCUGCAGUCGCUCCAGCCCGGCCAUGUCAAGGACUUGCGCAGCUACCUGGACACCAAUCGUUCGCCAGAGCGCUCACCGGAACGACCGACCUCGAGAGGGACCUUUGCCACGCCCAGUCGCAUGAACAGCAGCGAGAACUUGUCACCCUUCACCGAGCGACCCACCACACCGACCCCAGCUGAGCGCGAUCCAAUGAAGGACACACCGUCUUUGCGGCCUUCCACGAGGCAGACGACGCACCGAUCGAUACUGGGCGAGAACACUCCUCCUUCGGCAACGAUGCUUGCACUACAAACCAUGCAGGUGCCAGAUCCACCACUCAGCGAUAUCACGAAUGGCCCAAGCACACCUAGUGGGACGAGGGUGCAUACGAACUACGACUUCUCAAGUCAGCUGCUGAACUUGACCACCAUUGCAACGAACUUGCAGAAGGAGAUGGCUGCCCUGAGUAGGCGGAGCAAGGACAAUGCGACUGAUCUGAUCCAUCUCAAGGAUGCGACCAACACCCGUGAUGAGGACAUUCGCAAGACGCUGCGCGACCUGGCCAACACCGUCACCGGUCCCGGCCUUCUUCCUCCUCCACCUCCGCUCUCCACAAGCACGCGCAGAGCUAGUGACUACAGUUCGCCUGCCUACCUCGACAGCAAGGCCUUCUACAGCUCGCCUCCGUCUGCAUCAAAGACAUUCAACCUACCAAGAGCAGCGAGCGCACACAGCUUUCUUGACGAUCGUUGUGGAUCGCCUUCGCCGUACUCCAUCGAAGGCGCAGCAAGUGUGGCCAUGCUUGAGAAGAUCGUGCGUGAAAUGGUCACCAAGGAUGGGCAGGAACGCCUGCAGACAUCCCUUUCCGAACUCUUGGAGAAGACACGAAAAGAGAACUCGAAUGCUGCGAAGAAGGUCGAGCAGCUAUCUGAGUUCAUCAAAGAGAAGACAGAGUCGCAAGCACUUGUUCGCUCGAACGGCGGCCCCCCUAGGCUGGAGGUCAACUUGGGUUCUCCACUGGCCACACCAAAGUCGAGCGAGAAGCCAACUGCCAACGAAGCACCGGCCAAAGAAGAGGUCCUGAAGCUUCUGCAACGCAUAAUAGACUCUGUCGCCCACAGCGGUGGUACCACAUCAGAAGUCAAAGGACUAGUGCGAGACCUACGAGGCGAGGUCCUGGGUAUGGGCAGAGAGCUGGGUAAGAAGCUUGACCAAAUUGGCGAGACGUCUCUUAACAACACCUUGGACCGCUCGAUCGAUGCAGGCAGCAACGGCGAACACCUUGAGGAGGUACAGCGCAUUGUCGAAGAAGGCCUUUCCGAGCUCAAGCACCACCUAGCGACUGUCUUGAAGGAGCGCGCCGAGCAAGACGAUGACACCUUCAAGCAGCUGGCCACCACGCGUGCAGGACCCAACAGCGACGAGAUGCUGGCCGUUGUUCGGCACGCACUCACAGAACACCACAUCCAGAAGAGGGAGCCCGAGACCGAGGAGGUUGGUAGGCUCGACCGCGAUGGUGUGCUCGAUGCUGUGAAGGAGGGCCUCAAGGACUUCGAGCCGAAUAUUGAGCUACAGCAAUUUGGUCUGGAGCGUGAUGAGAUUCUCAACGUGCUCAAAGAAGGCCUCGAGCAGCACCAGAGCAGUCGCGCCGAGCCCGCUGAUGUCAACAUCGACAAGGGCGAGAUUCUUGAGGUCAUGCAAGAAGCACUCAAGGACUUUCAAGCACCAUUUCCCGCGGACCAGCUCGCCAAAUACAAGGAAGAGAUCUUGUCUGGAGUUCAGCAAUCUCUGGAGGCCUUCCAGCCACCUCCCGCCGCCGCAGUGGAUCAAGGAGCCAUGCAAGCCGCUGUCUUUGAAGCUGUCAAGACUGGCCUUGCUGAGCAUGGACCUGCCGCCCCCAGAGAGAUCGAGAUCAGUCGCGAUGACCUCUUCGAUGCUGUAAAGGCAAGCCUCGAUGGCACCACGAUUCCAUGCGGUGGGCUAGGAGAGCAAGUCCUAUCUCAACUCAAAGAACUGCUUGACGGCAUGCGUGUCGAGUUUCAGCAAUACUCGGCGGCCAACGGCAGAGACACCGAGCAGGUCUUGGACGCCGUGAAGGAUGGCCUGGAGUCGUUACGUACCCAGAUCGAGAAGUAUGUCGACCGUGCGCAGGACGUUACCGGGAAAGACGAAAUCAUCGACUCUGUCAAAUCUGGUCUGGAACAGCUUCGCGGUGACGUGGAGACAAUGGUCGGUCAAGACGGUGACAAGUCUGCCAUGCUUGACUACAUCAAGGCCGAAUUCCAUGAGCUGCGUGAGCAAGUCAGAGAAAACGGCAGCUCUCGUGAAGUCGAAGAGUCAAAUGCCGGCCAGACUACAGCGGUCAUCAUCGCCCUCCAACAAGGUCUCGAUGAUCUCAAGUCACAUAUGGAGGCUCGCGACGAUGAUGUACAGACCAAUGAGGAGCUGAACGAAGCGAUGAAAGAGGAGUUCGAGCAGCUCAAGGGCGCCAUUCUCCACGCGCACGCCACAGACAAGAGCGAGCUCAUCGAGACGAUCCAAGACAGCAUGGGUGUGCUUCACUCCAAGUUUGACGGCAGCGAGCUUGGCACGCUGUCAGCUGGGUCUUCUGAAGAGCUCAUCCAGACCAUGCGCGAGGAGUUCGCUACCCUCAAGGAGUCCAUCCACGCCAUGGUCGUUGAUGUCGACAAGGAUGCUGUUGUGCAAGGCGUGCGUCAAGCAAUUGAUGAUCUUCGCACACAGCUGUCUGCAGACCAGAACGAUGCAUCUGCCGAAGCAAUUGGCGCGAUCCGGGAGGAGCUGGGCGCCGUGAGGGAGUCUUUGGGUGGCUCAGUAUUAUCGGGCGGCAGCUCGAUACACACUGUCGACACCAUUGAUGACCUCAAGAACACUCUCGAAGAAGUCAAGGAUGCCAUGGCGGCGAAGCAGACUGCUGGAGGCAUGACCGAUGAACAACUCGAAGCCUUCCGCGGCGAGUUUGAGAACUUGCGCAACUCCAUCGCCAACAGUGUCGUUCGAAGUGGCUCGAACGAGGAAAUCUUGGAUGCCGUCCGACUUGGCCUGGACGAUCUACGUUCGCAUCUUGAGAGAAAGCUGGACAAUCCUGAAAGUGUCAUGUCUCAUCAAAGCCAGGUGCUCGACACCAUCAAUGAAGGCCUUGAGAGCCUACGCACCGACAUUGUGAAAACCCUGGAUAAGCCACUUGACAUGACGGUCAACUACGAGAUCUUGGAUACGCUCAAGGACGGUUUGGCUGAUCUCCGUUCGGAAAUGGACAAGCUCACGUCAAAGAAUGGCCAAACAGUCACGCCUCACGGUGGCGAGAUUGUUCUGGCGGAUGUGGGUGGAGUUGGCGCUACUCGCGACAUCAAUCUCGAGGACGAAGCCGGCACAGCUGCCCCAGAGGCUGCUGCAGCGGGUGGCAUCAAGCGUGAGGACUUCGAGCAGGUCGAGAUAUUGCUCGCUCAGCUGCAGAUCAAGAUCGAAGCUCUCGAUCACACCGUACAAGAUAUGCCUUCUCACCAGCAACAGGCACAGGUGCCAGAAGGAAUCGCUCUUCGAGAAGACCUCACUUGCCUGGAGCUCAUGCUCAAGGACGUCCAGGACAAUGUCAUCACUCUCGCAGCGCGAGACGAGACUCCUGCACCGGAGAGCGCUGCUCGCAAGGAAGACACUGACGCCAUCGAAACACUCCUCCGUAACAUGAAGGCACAGAUCGAGGAGAUGGAGCUCCCAGAUCCUGCCUCCGCCGCCUCCAAAGACCAUCUUGAGGAGGUUCAGGCAGCAGUCCGGGGAGGCAAUGAGACCCUCGAGGUCCUAGCAGACAAGCUCGAUAGCCAGACUGCAUGCAAGGCCGACGUGGCCGUUGUCGAGGUGCUGGCAUCUGACAUCAAAGGCAUGCUCGAGGAAGUGAAGGAAAAGGUUACCGCAGCAUCCGCCGAGGAUGAUGACAAGCCAGAGCGUAUGACCAAGUCAGACCUGGAUGUUCUUGGUGUCCUCUGCACCGAGAUCAAGACUCGCGUGAAUGAGAUGACUCUGCCAGACCCCGAGGAGUUGCCUUCCAAAUCUGACAUUGAGCAACUUCAAGGACUGAUCAACGACUUCCGUGAGAGCCAUGACAAGAUGAAGGACAGCUACGAAACCGACAUUGCCGUGACUGCAAAGGCAUUCGAUGACCGCAAAAAGGAGCAUGAAGAUGCAGUCGAGCAGAUGGGUCAAGUCAAGGAAAUGAUCGAUGAGGUCAAAGCUGAGCUCAUUGACAAGCUUGGCUUCAACGACGCUGGUAUCACCACUCUCGGCAUCACUUUGAAGGCCAUCGAAGAGAACGUCGGCAAUGAGACUGUGGUUUCUGAGGUCAAGGAAGUCAUGGAGAAGGUCAAAGAAGAGUUCGAGAAGGCUCACGACUCGCUUGCAGCAAUCAAGGUCGACAAUGCUCAAUCUGCUGAGACCACACUGGAGAAGCAGUCCGAACACAAGGAAGCGAUUGUCACUGCACUCGGUGAGAAGCUUGACACUCUGUUCGACGGUCUGAUGAGCAAGUACGAUGAUGCUCAGAAAGCCGCUGAGGAGAAAGCCAAGACCAUGGAGGAGAAUGUCACCCAGCAAGAGGAAAUGUUGGCAAGCACAAAGGCCAUGGCCGAUGAUCUCAAGCUGUCGAUCGACACACUUGGCACAACUCUGACCACCUUCAUGGGCGACCUGCCUGCUCAGGUGCAAGAGAUGUCGGAACAAUCGAAGACGGUCUUCGAUCAAGCUGCGCUGACACACUCCAAGCUUGAGGAAGCGAGCGACAGUCUGAAAGGCGAGCACGUGGCCACACGCGAAGAGGUUGCCAAGGUGCUGGCAGCAGUCGAUGUUGUGCAAAGCGACAUGGCUGAGCACAACCCUCGUUUCAUGGUCACUCUUGAAGAAGUCCGAGCGCUGAUCAACCAGCACUACGAGCACUCCCAGAAGUCUUCCGAGGCUCAAAACGAGCAUUCACAGGCUGUGAGGGACUUGCAAGAUGCACUCAAGGCCGGCUUUGAGGACUCGAAAGCCCAAGCUCAGGCCCACCAGGAAGGGCUCAAAUCUCACCACGAUGAGUUGAAGACCGCGCUGCCUGCGUUACUGCCACGGCCAGUGGAGACACCUGUGCCUGAAAAGUACGACGACACUUCCGUUCACGAGAAGCUUGACAAGCUCAUGGGUCAUGUUGAGGAGGCUUCCGAGCGCUCAACUCAGCUGGAGCGCCUUGACCAGAUUCAUGAAAAGGUCACGGCUACCGCUGCAGAAGUCUCUGCCUUUGUCUCUGCGCAGAACAAGCAGAUUGCUGACGACCACGAGAGCAAGGAGAAGGAAGCGGAAGAGAUUGCGCUGCUUCUCGAGCGCCGUCUUGAACGCAAGGACCAGCUCGAGGCCGAUAUCACUGUUCUCAACGAGGAGAAAGAGUCGCUAGCGAAUGCUGUGGAGGCACUGAAGGCUGAAAAGGAAGCACUCGCCGCACAGAAGGCUCGUCUGAACGCCGACGUCUCCUCCAUGGAGAUGGCGCUGCACAUCAGACGGGACGAACUGCACGAGAUGGACAACAAGGCUGCAGCUCUGGAGCGACGUAUGCUGGAAGGUGUGAUGAACCAAUCGCGCAUGCUGCUGUUGGCCAAGACAUCGAAGCCCACUUCACCGAAGAAGCAGAAGCCACAAGGCCGUGACCUCCGCGUGCCGAGCAACGCAUCGGCCAUGUCUGCAGCAACAGUCACUUCUUCUGUGCCAGCAUUGAAAGCGAAUCAUGCUUUGGCCAUGAAAUCGCGGCCUGGUCUGAUGCGCAAUGGUCCGGCGCCCAAUACUGCUGAGCGACGUAUCAUGUCGUUGAACCAGAUCAACCACAAUGUGCCAACCGGGGCUCAUGCCUUCACUGCCGAGAAGUCCAGCUUGACUUCGCUCAAUGGCAUGAAGCGUAGUCACUCUGUCAAGACGCACCCGACUCCACGCAAAUUCUCCUGGGCCGGCAAGCGUAACACCAGCUUGACCUCGCAUAACAAGGAGAACGAGACUCUGUCCGAAGAAGACGACGACGACAUCUCCGAGCGCGCUGAGUCUCGCAUGGGUACUGAAUUUGGCACCGAAGAUGGCACUGAGCGUCGUCACAGUCGCCAGAGCUAUCUGUCACGCACCGACGACGGUAGCAUGACUUAUGCCACUGGUAGCUACCUCAACGGCGAGACACCCGGCACCAACGAUGGCAAUCGCAUGAGCUAUGCACCCAGCGACAUGACCUACGACACAGGCAGCUACCUCACCGGAUCAUACCUGACUGGCAGCGAGAUCGAUCGCCGCACCAGCCUCGGCAGCUCCGCGAAUGGCGUUAUCGGACCUGUCGGUGGUACUGAGAGUGCCAUUUCAGAAGACCCAGAGGCGGAGCUCGGUGCUGAGCAAGAAUCAAUGCUGCUUGACGCCCCUCCUACGAACAGUGAGGUUGAGCGUGCGGUGCAGGAGGUUCUUGCUGAGGAGAAGGAUUCGAUCAAGAGGCAUUUUGCGCCGCCUAGUGAUAGUGGACUUGGGACGGACUUGCCGACUGCUAAUCUGAGUGGUGGGGAGGAGAGCUACUUUAAGGGGAGAGAUUGA